Molecule: messenger RNA, 1333 nt
Organism: Fusarium redolens
Lineage: Eukaryota; Fungi; Ascomycota; Sordariomycetes; Hypocreales; Nectriaceae
Exons: 1
Coding region: 129-1064 (311 amino acids)
Molecular function (GO): protein binding
Source: RefSeq, a predicted model, not a curated record
AAUUGCUGACUUCGAGUGUGACCUUCCUUUUGUAGCACAAACCAUAAGCCCCCUCUUCCACAUCUCAUAUCAGUCUUAUCUCACUCAAAGCUAUCCCAAACAUAUCUUCCAGACACCGUCAUUGCAAGAUGGAAAGCCAUAUCUCUUUGAAGUCACUAAUCACUCCCGAUCUGCUAAUGCAGAUCACGGAUGCCUAUCUCCCUUAUUCCAAAACCGAAGAUCUUGACUUCUCCAUUGCCCAGUCAGACGCCUUCAGCGCAAACUUCAAGAAAGUAUGCCAAGAAAGCAAAGCAAGAGAUGCCCUCAUAGCUCUCAGUCACCUCAGUGACAAUGGAAUACUCCCUUCCCCUGAAGAACUCGACCUUAUGUCUUUUCUCCCCAAACCGUCCUCCCCCGAAUUCCCGCAACAAUGCUUUGGACUCCAACUGCUUCUUGACCAAGCAUCUAGAAUCCUUCUAACUGGAAUCGAAGCCCGUUGGCAAGUUGCGUACUUUGGACCUUUGGCAAGACGUCUCGCCGGACAAUGGUAUGCACUACCGCAUCAUCUACGUCCGCAUACAUGGCAGAGAUGGAAAGACGAUGUAGGCGUCACUAGCUUCAGUUAUUGGGUUUCAACGCAAGUCAUGUGGGCUGCUCCUUUUCUGCAUGCCGAAGAUCUAGGGAGUCAAGACAUCGGAUUAGAGUUGUCAAACGAUUUACGUCAAGGUGUCGAAGAAUACACGGGAACACAAGAUCCGCACCGGGAGACAAGAGGCAAGACGCUGAAAGAUGAACUUUUAUUUAUAAGAGAGGUUGUAAAAAGCCCGCCAAGAGACGAUGAUAACUCUAUUAGUAUGGAAGCCUGGACGUACUGGUGGUGCAUGAUUCUAGACGCUCACUGGCCUAUUAUUGCGCGAUUUGGUCGCUAUCCUUAUCGAAAUGCAGCUUUUGGCCGAGUUAGUACAAAAGAGGAGGGGAAAUGGUUGGAUGACAUUAAUCAUUUCUCCGAAGCCUCUCCUGAAGUCGCUAAGCGCAUUCAAGAAGAUGUAGAGAAUGGUCGAUGGACUCCCAUUGGAGAGAGUUGAUCUGCGGUAUUAGAUAUUUAGGCUGGGCUUUAUGUAUCGAGAAGCAGAUGAAGCUGUCCCGUGCGAGUCACCUUCAGAUGAGCUGAGAUUCGCCUACCUCUUCAGAGCUGAUGCCAGAGACUUAAUUAGGGUAACAGCACUCAAAAACAGAGAGCUAUAGAUCACUGAAUUUUGCAAGUUCAACGCGGCGUGAGGUUGUAUAUCUCAACUUUUUGCCCUGGUUACUUGAAUAUAACCGCUUCCCUCAGCCUAAGUAUAUAACAAGUGAG